UAAAUCGAGACAAGGAUCAUGAUAAACUCCACACAGGUUUCAUACUUUACACUUGCUGCCUACUUUGACACUGAGGGUUUUAAAUACUUAUUUUUCAUAAUUAUUAUCUUUCUUUAUUGUUUAAUUCUUGGUUCUAAUGUGUUGCUGAUAGUGAUUAUCUGUAUGAACAGAAGUUUACAUGAACCUAUGUACCUGUUUCUGUGCAGCCUGUUUGUAAAUGAACUGUAUGGUAGUACAGGGUUGUUUCCAUUCCUUCUGCUUCAGAUCCUCUCUGACAUUCACACUGUUUCUGUUCCCUUUUGUUUCCUGCAGAUUUUCUGUGUGUACCUUUAUGGAAGUGUAGAAUUUACUAACUUAGCUGUGAUGUCUUAUGACAGAUACCUUGCUAUCUGUUGUCCUCUACAGUAUCAUGCACAUAUGACAUCUAAUAAGGUUGCAUUUCUUAUUGCUGUAAUAUGGUUACCUCCUUUUGUGGCUGUUUUUGUCACAACAUCUUUGAGUGCUUCUUUACAGCUGUGUGGAAACAUCAUUAAUAAAGUGUACUGUGACAACUACUCCGUCAUAAAACUGGCAUGUUAUGACACCAGAGUGAAUAAUAUCUAUGAGCUUGUUGCUGCUUCUCUCACAGUCUGUGUUCCAGUUUCUGUAAUAUUUUACACUUAUAUGAAGAUUCUUAAAGUCUGUUUUUCUGGUUCUAAACAGACCAGACAAAAAGCUGUCAGUACCUGCACACCUCACCUUGUUUCACUGAUCAACUUUUCUUUUGGGGUUUUCUUUGAAAUAUUACAGAGCAGGUUUGAUAUGAGCAGUGUACCUAAUAUGUUGCGGAUAUUUUUAUCAUUGUACUUUCUCACAUGCCAGCCGCUCUUCAAUCCUGUAAUGUAUGGAUUGAAUAUGUCCAAAAUAUGCUUCAUAUGUAAAAAUCUGCUUUUAGGUUCUGCUGAGAAGUGUAGAUCAUCCAACAGAUUUGUGCAGCUUGAAUAA
Messenger RNA from Lates calcarifer (barramundi perch), 984 nucleotides. Its product is annotated as olfactory receptor 2G6-like. Gene Ontology annotation, molecular function: olfactory receptor activity; G protein-coupled receptor activity. Gene Ontology annotation, cellular component: membrane. NCBI's taxonomy places the organism in Eukaryota, Metazoa, Chordata, Actinopteri, Centropomidae. The record is from RefSeq and is a predicted model, not a curated record. The transcript has a single exon. The coding region runs from base 19 to 984 and encodes 321 amino acids. Gene Ontology annotation, biological process: G protein-coupled receptor signaling pathway.